Myodes glareolus (Bank vole) is the source of this 7081-nucleotide messenger RNA. The record is from RefSeq and is a predicted model, not a curated record. NCBI's taxonomy places the organism in Eukaryota, Metazoa, Chordata, Mammalia, Rodentia, Cricetidae.
CACCGCUGGUCCAAGCCAUCUUCAGUGGUGACCCAGAGGAGAUUCGCAUGCUCAUCCACAAGACGGAAGAUGUGAACGCACUGGAUUCUGAGAAACGAACCCCGCUCCAUGUGGCUGCCUUCCUGGGAGAUGCAGAGAUCAUUGAACUCCUGAUUUUGUCAGGAGCUCGCGUCAAUGCCAAGGACAACAUGUGGCUGACCCCUCUGCACCGGGCUGUUGCCUCCAGAAGUGAAGAGGCGGUGCAGGUACUGAUCAAACACUCGGCCGACGUCAACGCGAGGGACAAGAACUGGCAGACCCCCCUCCACGUGGCGGCAGCCAAUAAGGCUGUCAGGUGUGCCGAGGUGAUCAUCCCACUGCUGAGCAGUGUCAAUGUCUCCGACCGAGGCGGGCGCACGGCCCUGCACCACGCAGCUCUGAACGGGCACAUGGAGAUGGUCAGUUUGCUCCUGGCCAAAGGGGCAAACAUCAAUGCAUUUGACAAGAAGGACCGGCGCGCUCUCCAUUGGGCAGCGUACAUGGGUCACCUGGAUGUCGUGGCACUGCUGAUUAACCACGGCGCCGAAGUCACCUGCAAGGACAAGAAGGGUUAUACCCCUCUGCACGCCGCAGCCUCCAAUGGGCAGAUCAACGUGGUCAAACACCUCCUGAACCUGGGGGUGGAGAUCGACGAAGUCAACGUCUAUGGAAACACAGCUCUACACAUCGCCUGCUACAACGGCCAGGAUGCUGUGGUUAACGAGCUCAUCGACUACGGUGCUAACGUGAACCAGCCCAACAAUGGCGGCUUCACCCCUCUGCACUUCGCAGCGGCGUCCACCCAUGGCGCUCUGUGCCUGGAGCUGUUGGUAAACAACGGGGCCGAUGUGAACAUUCAGAGUAAGGAUGGCAAAAGCCCCCUUCACAUGACGGCUGUCCACGGAAGGUUCACGCGGUCACAGACCCUCAUCCAGAACGGAGGUGAAAUCGACUGCGUGGAUAAGGACGGCAACACUCCCCUCCACGUGGCCGCAAGAUACGGCCACGAGCUUCUGAUUAACACCUUAAUAACAAGCGGAGCCGAUGCAACCAAGUGUGGAAUCCAUAGCAUGUUCCCCUUACACUUAGCCGCCCUAAAUGCUCACUCUGACUGCUGCAGGAAGCUAUUGUCCUCUGGCUUUGAAAUAGACACCCCAGAUACGUUUGGAAGAACGUGCCUUCACGCCGCUGCCGCAGGAGGCAACGUAGAAUGUAUAAAACUCCUGCAGAGCGGCGGAGCAGAUUUUCACAAAAGGGACAAAUGUGGGAGGACCCCUCUUCACUAUGCAGCCGCAAACUGCCACUUCCACUGUAUUAAAGCAUUAGUGACCACGGGAGCCAACGUUAACGAAGCAGAUGAUUGGGGACGGACAGCUCUGCACUACGCCGCUGCCUCAGACAUGGAGAGAAAUAAGAUGAUGUUGGGGAAUGCCCACGACAAUUCCGACGAACUUGACAGAGCCCGGGAAAUGAAGGAGAAAGACGCUGCACUCUGUCUAGAGUUUCUGCUUCAAAAUGACGCGAACCCCUCCAUCCGGGACAAGGAAGGCUACAAUAGCAUCCACUAUGCCGCUGCCUAUGGCCACAGACAGUGCCUAGAACUGCUUUUGGAAAGAACCACCACUGGUUUUGAAGAAUCAGAUUGCGCUGCUCCCAAGAGUCCACUCCACUUAGCGGCCUACAAUGGGCACCACCAAGCCUUGAAGGUCCUUCUCCAGUCGCUGGUGGACCUGGACAUCAGGGACGAGAAAGGCCGGACGGCUUUGUACCUAGCUGCUUUCAAAGGCCACACGGAAUGCGUGGAAGCGCUCGUUAACCAGGGUGCGUCCAUCUUUGUGAAAGACAAUGUCACCCAAAGGACUCCGCUUCACGCCUCAGUUGUUAAUGGGCACACGCUGUGCUUGAGACUCCUGCUCGAAAUGGCAGACAACCCCGAAGCGGUUGACGUGAGGGACGCCAAGGGACAAACGCCACUGAUGCUUGCAGUAGCGUACGGACACAUCGAUGCUGUCUCGUUGCUGCUGGAGAAGGAAGCAAAUGUUGACGCUGUGGACAUAGUGGGGUGCACAGCUCUGCACAGAGGGAUUAUGACAGGACAUGAGGAAUGUGUGCAAUUGCUGCUGGAACAAGACGCGUGCGUCCUCUGCAGAGACGCCAGAGGCAGGACGCCCCUGCACUAUGCGGCCGCUCGGGGCCAUGCCACGUGGCUGAGUGAGCUGCUCCAGAUUGCCCAGUCGGAAGAGGACUGUUGCCUCAAAGACAACCAGGGCUACACGCCCCUGCACUGGGCUUGCUAUAAUGGCAAUGAAAACUGCAUUGAGGUACUUUUGGAGCAGAAAUGUUUUCGGAAAUUUGUUGGCAACCCCUUCACUCCACUGCACUGUGCCAUAAUAAAUGGCCACGAGAACUGUGCGUCACUGCUGCUGGGGGCCAUCGAUCCCAGCAUCGUCAGUUGCAGGGAUGACAAAGGCAGGACAACCCUCCACGCAGCAGCCUUUGGUGACCACGCGGAGUGCUUGCAGCUGCUGCUGAGACACGGCGCCCAAGUGAACGCGGUAGAUCAUUCAGGGAAAACGGCUUUGAUGAUGGCUGCUGAGAACGGGCAGGCAGGCGCGGUGGAUAUUUUGGUGAACGGUGCCCAGGCUGACCUGAGUGGCAAGGACAAGGACUUGAAUACUCCCUUACACCUGGCUAUCAGCAAGGGCCAUGAAGGCUGCGCCUUGCUAAUACUUGACAAGAUUCAAGACGAGAGCCUUAUCAACGCGAAAAACAGUGCCCUGCAGACACCCCUCCAUAUAGCUGCCCGCAAUGGCUUGACGGCGGUCGUGGAGGAGUUGCUGGCCAAAGGAGCCUGUGUGCUCGUGCUCGACGAAAACGGUCAUACCCCGGCCCUGGCUUGUGCUCCUAACAAAGGCGUGGCUGACUGCCUGGCCCUCAUUCUGGCUACCAUGAUGCCCCUUUCUCCCUCCAGUGCCAUGACGGCGGUCAACUUGGUUGGUCUUAGAAAGGACAAUUGGAGCAGGACGACCCUCUCCAACCUGGGUAGCGGGGUCAGCCUGAGCAGUAACCACGUGGGCUCCGAGGACGGGUAUAACGAAAACGAUUCCGACUCAGAAACGUUCUAACCGUGGACCGUAGAGGCGCGUCCCCAGCCGCCUGCCCUGCAGGAAGGGACGGAAGCUAGAAUGCCAGACUCACGCUGUAUUCGAGUUAUUUGAGACCAAGCUUCCAGAAAGUCAACAGACAAGGAACCAGUCUAGCCAAAGGAGGGCAGCUAGGCUGUAGGCUGAAGCACACGCAGAUAGACCUGGCUUCUGCUUUGCUUCCUGUUUUCUUUAGAUCUAAGGUACUUCUGUGAAAGUCCUACCUCUCAUUUUAAGUGAGGGAAAUUUCUAAGUAUUGCAUCCUUUGUCUUUGGGGAUCACACAACAGAGGGACAAAUGUUCAGCCUAAAGAGUUCCUUCCUCACGUAUUCACCAAUGAGUUCUGUGGUCUGCCAAGCAACAUUCGUGUCCCCUGGGAGGGGAGGGAAGAGGGGCUAGGAAAUGCCUGCACCCUCUUCCCAGCCGGCUGUUUACUUCCUCACUAGAAGCCAAAGGUCAAAGUUCAUCUUCAGGCGUAAUGCCUAUAAUCAUCUUAAGGGAGUCCACCUGACCCUACCUCCUCGUAGGAAGCCUGUAAAUUCCGCAGCUUCUUCCCAGGAUCUUGGUUAAAGUUGCCAGAUGAAUGUGAACAUUGACCGUGCUUUCACGUUAGACACAAACAAAAUAGCACCCAGGGCCCUCCUUAAGAAACCUGUGAGUAAUUUCUCAGUGGAGUAAAUGGAUCCCAAAUUUAGCCAAUAACACAUUUCAGGUGAAAUUAUAUCAUGCCAAAACUUGAAACAAUAUGCAAAUCAAAUAGGAAAUCACUGUCUAGCGAGCUUGCUCGUAAAAGGAAAUGCUGACUUUGGUAAGGGCCUCAGGGCUGGCGCUGUCCUUCCACAGUAGAAUAGCACGAAGCGCUCAGUCAAGGUGGUGGCCCGGGAGUGACCGUGCGUGCUGUGAAAGGGAACCAAGGAGCCGGGAGCAGAAAUGGUUGGUGUGGAAGCGCAAGCCGAUUUGCCGGUUGUUUGCUAACGAAAUCAGCAUUGUGAAUACCUGUGUCUGCUCCCUCUGCCAAAGCUUCUAGGUCCAACGGACCCCGCCCUUCACCUGAAACAGCCGCACAGAAGGAAGAAUGAGACUUUGCGACUUUCGCCCACAUCCUUACACACGUGCGUGUAAAUGGAUGUGUGGACUCCGUCAGCCCCACUGCCCAUGAGGACCAAAAUGCUUCCGCCGACAACGGGAGACUUUGAACUUUUUCUUUCUCUCUAAAUGCAAGUGGGAACCGUAGUAACUUUUCUAUGGGGUUGAAAUGUAAUCAUUUUUUGCAUACCGGUCUUUACUGUAUUUUAUAUUUCUAAUGACGUGGUUUUCUAGCAGAUGGUGUGACAUUUGUAACUGAUUCCCCCAUGAUGUGUUGACCCCGGGUUUUUGUUUUGUUCUCAAACCAGAGAAUAUGUCUGUAUACUUUGAUGUAAAUGUGUUUAUAUUUAUUUGAAAUGAAACAAAUGCUGAGAAAAUAGACACUGUUUAGGCUCUCUCUCUCUCUCUCUCUCUCUCUCUCUCUCUCUCUCUCUCGUUGCUAUUUACCUUAUUUAGAAUAAUAAAAAUAAGUGGGAAAAUACCCCUGCCUCUGGGCUAGCCGAUAGCUCUGGGGUUAAACCCAGCAUUUCCCAUGACUACCAGCUGACCCUCAGGUUUGCUCCUUGCCUGGUCCCAUUCUGUAGUCAAUCAGAACCCUUCCACGAGAUGAAAACGGGUGUAGCUGAUCAUGCACACGAAGGUAGCCCAAGGAAAGACCCGGAGGCUGCCAAAAUGACACCAAAAAUGUCUCAUGAUUCUGAGACUUAAUGGGGACUGAGGCCAAGUGUGGGCACUGUGCCAAGAAAAGGAAUUAAAACCAAACACAGAGACCCAAGACCAGGCGCUGUGUUCCGCUCACUGAAGGUUCAGAAGAGACAUCCAGGGUUCUGUCUUCGCCCUUGAAUAUUCUAUUUUAUAGUGUUUUACAGGGCUCGCUCACAUCUGAAUGAGACCCAGACAACAUACGCUGUUGUUCCCACCAAGCUUGGGGCCUUUACCCUCACCCUUUUCAAUAUCCUGGAUUUAAUGAAAACUCACGUUGGAUCUUCACAAAUGAAAACUUGUUCAGAAGUUUUAUAAAACUGAUAUGGUUUUAUAAAUUAUUUAUAAAUUAUGGUUUUUUGAUUUCAGCAGGCAAAUCUUGCACCAGCAACAUUUUUUUUUUACCUUCUCGGGGUGAAGGUGUGAUGAACCCCUCCAUCUGUUCAUCUUGUUUAGAGCAGGUGUGUUUUUAACACGUAGACAGACUGCUAAUGAGCAGCAAGGACCUCGCCUUUAGGGAACCCCGCAGAUUAAGGGAGCGCUCCUGUUUAGGUGUGAUGAGCUGUGCGCCUUCUUCCAGAAGGGAGUGGAAGUCUUGCCGGGCUGGCAUUUAAAGCCGGAAAUGAAAUGCCGGCGUUGGUAGUUGACGAGAGCAAGGGAGUUGCUUCAGCAAAGCAAUGGCCUAGCAGGAGCCACUGUGACCAUGGAGCCCUGCUGGCCUUCCCUGGCUCUUUCUGAUGGAGGAAAGACAAGGAGCCAAAUGAAAUCAAGCUUACAAAGAGAGCCAUUCUUCUAAGUUGGCCUGUCUGUCUGUCUGUGUCUGUCUGUCCGUCUUUCUUUGACUCUGUCCCUCCUCCCCGCCCAACAAGACCAAAAUUUUUUUUUUAAAGAAGUAACCUUUCAAAACUUAUAACUUCUCUGGAUUUCAGUUGUCUCAUGAAUGUUUGCGACAUCACUUUCUGGGGGCGGGGGAGGAGUGUUUUUAGUAGCGUCUGAGUUGCUCAGUGCUUUUCUCCUAAACGCAUGGUUUUUAGAUUGUAUGUUAGCCACCCACCACAGGGACCAUGUCUGAUUGCCCUUACCUGUCCGCUGGUGUCUGCCUAUCUCUGGUAAAUUCAUGACUAUCUCCAAAUCGCCUAAAAGUCCUAGCAAAUCAUAACUCAGGGGAUUUCUAUUCGUCACUACUAAAAGGGCACCAUAGUAUGUUUUGGUACGUUGGGCAGUGAACGGCCGCUUAGCUCAUUGCCCCGUUGCAUUAGAACGAGGACACUGAAGGAUUUGUUGCACACUAGUCAUGCUCACGCUAGUGAGCAGCUGGGUUUGUGCAACCAUUGCACUGUUGAGAAACUCGUCCCGUUGUGGUCUUGUGUCAUGAUGUCAGAGUGCCUUUUAUAUUUGUAUAUCCUGGAAAUGUUCCGUGAGACGCUUUGUAUCUUUUCACUCGAGUGUUACUGGAGCAAUAUAAUCCUAGGGAGUUUAUUCUUUUUUUUCUUUCAAUGUCUCCUUUCCCUAUUUCUCCCCAUCUCUGCUUUGAAACGAAGAUGCUUAAGUUUUCUAUAGGAAUUGUGUUUGGCUCUGUCGUACUGAGACGCUUUUUUCACACAGGGCUGUGAACCAUAGGUCAGUAUUAUAGAGAAGCAGCAUUCUAAGAUAGCGACAAUCUGAGCGUGCGUGUAGAAUGUAACUCCGUGUGUUUCCUAUGCAGUGAUCUGAAGAGUCAAUGCAAGCAUCUUAUGUGUAGUAGGUUUGUCUGCAGACUACGCUGUAGCAUGUGCAAUAUAUCCUUGCCAAGCACGAUGAGACACAUGUUGUGCCAAUGUUGCAUUUUGUAUAACAUAUUUGUAACAGCAUAGACUAUCGUGUGAUGAUUUUAGUGGGAUUUUUGUCUGUACUUUUAAAAAUGGAAAUCAGACUUGAAUGACUCUGGUCAAUGUCAUGAGUGUAAAAAUGAGGAAAACGGCUUCCGGUUCAGUGAAGGACUUCGAACCAGUCUGAAUCUCCCCAAGCACAGUUGAUACUUUGCAACUACUGAAUGCUCUCGCAUUGGAACGAAGUACUUACCUGUAAUAUACUAUGGACCUGCAUUCAGAUGGUUAUUUUUGCAAAUAAAAACGGUACAAAUAUUGUUGCAA